Messenger RNA from Tigriopus californicus, 2140 nucleotides. It is a transcript of the gene Ilk, whose product is annotated as integrin-linked protein kinase homolog pat-4-like. The transcript is spliced from 8 exons. The coding region runs from base 345 to 1703 and encodes 452 amino acids. Gene Ontology annotation, cellular component: stress fiber; focal adhesion. Gene Ontology annotation, molecular function: protein kinase activity; ATP binding; protein binding. NCBI's taxonomy places the organism in Eukaryota, Metazoa, Arthropoda, Copepoda, Harpacticoida, Harpacticidae. The record is from RefSeq and is a predicted model, not a curated record. Gene Ontology annotation, biological process: integrin-mediated signaling pathway; cell-matrix adhesion; protein phosphorylation.
AGUAGCUAGCUGAUAGCUAGCUGAAUCUCCCAUCUAUGUUCUAUGAGUUCUACGUAGUGCACGUACAAAAUUUGUACAUGUACGUAUUUGUGUUGUGAUCCCCCAAAGGAACUCACUCAAGGCGAAAGAAGCAUCUAGCUCAGAGGAAGAAGGGUGGGAAGUAGGUGCAUUAGUAGUGGAAGCUGCUGGGGCAACUGAGAAUGAUGAAGUAAUCCGUCCCAGGAAAUUGUGCCACCAACUAAUCCAUAUUGAAUUUGAACACGAGGGAGGAGUGCAAAAUCGUCGGGACUGUCCCUUCCUUCCAUCCAUCCAUUCGUUCUAAUUGUGUGGUCCAGCUAUUCGUCAUGGAAGACAUCUUUCAUUGGAUCCGCAAGGGUGAUGCCAUCCAGGUGCGUCUCUGGUUGGACGAUACCGAACAUGACAUGAACCAAGGGGAUGAUCAUCAGUUUUCCCCAUUGCAUUGGGCCGCUAAAGGGGGUCACAGCAAAAUUGUGGACAUGUUGAUCCAACGUGGGGCUCGGGUGCAUACCACCAACAUGGGAGAUGACACGCCUCUUCAUUUAGCCGCGGCUCACGGACAUCAAGACAUCGUGCAUACGUUGCUGAAUCACAAGGCUGAUUUGAACUUCAUCAAUGAGCAUGGCAACACGCCGCUUCAUUACGCGUGCUUCUGGAAUUACGAGUCUGUGGCCUUGGAUCUGGUGAAAGCAGGCUCUUUAGUGGCCAUUCAAAACAAAUACGGCGAGAGUCCGCUAGACAAAUGUCAAGGGUCCUUAGGCCAUCGCCUCUACGAACUGGCCAAGGAACGUGGACAAGAUCUGAACCGACGUGAGUUCAAAGAUCAGAGCUGGAUCGGUCUCAAGACGCGAUCCCGAGACGCGACUCUUUCUAGACACAAAGGCAUCAAUAUUAAUGAGUUGUAUCUUCACACCAAGAUAGCCACCUCACAAACCGGAGAAACUUGGCGAGGGAAGUGGCAAGGAAAUGAAAUUGCUGCCAAGAUUUUGAACGUACGCGAAUGUACGCCGAGGAUUUCGAGGGAUUUCAAUGAAGAAUAUCCAAAGUUAAGGAUUUUUUCUCAUCCUAAUGUGAUGCCAGUGAUUGGAUGUUGUAACUCUCCUCCCAAUUUGGUGGUGAUCUCCCAAUUUAUGCCCGUUGGGUCACUCUAUCAAGUGCUGCACGAAGAAGGCGGGAUCGUCGUGGAUUCUAACCGAGCGCUUCAUUUUGCCAUUGAUAUCGCUAAGGGCAUGGCUUUCCUCCAUUCAAUUGACCGUCAAACGCCGAGAUUCCAUCUCAAUUCCAAGCACGUCAUGAUUGAUUGUAUCGCCGACGAAGAGUUUUGCGCCCGGGUAAAUAUGGCCGAUGCUCGAUUCACCUUCCAAGAGCGAGGCAAAAGCUACCAUCCGCAAUGGAUGGCCCCCGAGGCACUCCUCAAAGAUCCCAAGGGCAUCAACACUCGAGCUGCUGACAUGUGGAGCUUCGCCAUCCUUCUGUGGGAACUGAUGAGUCGGGAGUUGCCUUUCCCAGAGCUCAACCCAAUGGAGGCAGGAAUGCGGAUCGCCAUGGAAGGCCUCAGGAUCGAGAUAUCGCCUGGCAUAUCUCUGCAUAUGAAUAAACUCAUCCGUAUCUGCAUGAACGAGGAUCCUGGGAAACGGCCUUCGUUUGAGCAAGUCAUUCCAAUCCUCGAGAAGAUGAAGAAAUGAGAGACGAUGUUCAGAUUGGCGGAACAAAUGGCAAUCCACGAUCCGCGAUUAACAACAACAAUCCCACGUCUGUCUGUCUAGCCGCUUGGAAUGGAUGCAGACCGGUUCCCUUCGGGCCUAUGAACUGUGCCUAUCUUGACUACUUGACUAAAUCAACUGCAUUGUAUAAACCAUAAAUUUGUAACUCAUGGUGCUAUUUACUAUAAGAGGAGAAUCGUCAAUCUUGGGCUGACUCGAUUUCUUUUCAAAAGGGGAGAAAUGCGACGAUGCUCUCUCGUUCUAAUCAUUAUUGAUUGACCAAAUGUACCAUCCAUCCAUUGUAUUGAUCAUUCGAUUGAUAUGCUUGUAUCUCAGAGGAACCGUUUGUUAUACAUUAUCUUUGUCCAAGUGCGAAUUUAACCAUAACCAAUAAAACUCACAUGCAUGAAACCACUAAA